AUGACUGACGCAAAUAUAUCAAAAACAGACCUUGAAAACGUUUGUCAAGCCCUUGGUAUCGCUACUGACGGAGUAAAAGCUGACCUGAUUCAGAGAUUGAGAAAGCACCUAAAAGGAAAAAACCGUGCUGAAAGCAAUGACACUGAACUAUCCUGUAGAAACGAAGAGGAAGGUCCAAACACGAUGGGUCAUGAUCACCUCUCAGAUACAUCAGAAAUAGAUUUGAAUCAGCAAGCAAGAACUUUAAGAGAACUGGCACACCUGUCACAAAAAGGAACAGAACCACGGGACUCCUUAGAGAACAAUCGCUGA
Acaulospora morrowiae is the source of this 312-nucleotide messenger RNA. The record is from the annotation of a GenBank genome assembly. Lineage: Eukaryota; Fungi; Glomeromycota; Glomeromycetes; Diversisporales; Acaulosporaceae.